GAGUAAUUGAAAUAAAUCGAGCAGCUUCAUCAGCCACGCUUAACGCGAACGACUUGCCAAUCGAUCGCCAGCCAAAGAGAGUUCGCAAUGGCGCACCGCCAAAGCCCACAUCGAUCCAGCGCACUCAACCGCCUCGAAAUCAACAAAGCAAGAAUUCGCAGGCAUGUCCGAUAUGCGAGUCGAUGCCUGGACGACAGAGGAUUGCGAGUGAAGGCAUGAUACAGUGCGACAUUGGCGAGUGCGGUCUGUGGUACCACGACUUCUGCAUCUUCACGGUCAACACGAAAAAGCCAAGAAAGAUGCUGCUGUUUUCUGCAAAUCAAGGAAUGGAUAACGCGGCUUUUAUUUGCCCGAAAUGUCUCGAUCAACCAGAAGGGUACACAAGAGAAGUCAUUACCCAAGAAAUCAAAUCUGUUCUUGGAAGAGUGGCGAGCCUGCUGAGCGGAGAGGAAGCGACACCUAUCGAGAACUCUCAAUCACCGUUUUCCGCGGAAGUUUCUCCACAGCAUAUUAGCCAGCACCUGCCUGGUCAAUCCAUGGAGAGUUCGCAAUGGCACGACGGCACCGCAACAACCCUACCACGGCCCCGAAACGAAAAGUAUGAAGGUUUCGACAAGUCUGUCAUCCGCGGUCUUGUUCGUACCCUGGAUGAAUGCAUAUUCAACUACAGCAAGGAAGUUUGUGAUGUGAUCCAAGCAUUUGGAGAUCCUGAAGACGAGGCUUUUAAUUUUCCCUUGAAGACAUGGCAACUCAUCGAUGCGAGGGCGCCCCAAGUCACUGGGCAGGAAUGGUACCAAAUCACUGAUGGUUCUCUCACUCCGAUGAAGGGCCACACCUCGCUGACUGCUUCAUUGCGGACAAUGUUACAAGCAGAUCGCGACUCGCCACUUGAAAUUGCGGCCAGCUUGGGCGAUCUCAACUUUUCGCAGGUGCACCGCGCUUUCGUUUCAUGGUUUGUAAUUGACGUUCUAGGAAACAAGCUUGACAUCUUUGAAUUGCCAAAUAUGAAGCAAGUGAGGGUCAUGAUGGCGGGUGUCCACCAAUUCGGAGAAGAGAGUACGUCGGUGUCUAAAGUAGCACUGUUUGAUUAACUGACAUACAUCUAGGAUGGCCAGAAAAUGGGCGACAAGUUUUGCGAGAAGUUCAACUGAGAACAUGGGAAAAACCCGCAUUCGGGGAAGAGCUGCUGA
Molecule: messenger RNA, 1190 nt
Organism: Hyaloscypha bicolor E
Lineage: Eukaryota; Fungi; Ascomycota; Leotiomycetes; Helotiales; Hyaloscyphaceae
Exons: 1
Coding region: 183-1091 (302 amino acids)
Source: RefSeq, a predicted model, not a curated record